Messenger RNA from Colius striatus (speckled mousebird), 1393 nucleotides. It is a transcript of the gene CCNY, whose product is annotated as cyclin Y. The record is from RefSeq and is a predicted model, not a curated record. Bases 327 to 1352 code for a protein of 341 amino acids. Lineage: Eukaryota; Metazoa; Chordata; Aves; Coliiformes; Coliidae. Gene Ontology annotation, biological process: regulation of cyclin-dependent protein serine/threonine kinase activity; regulation of canonical Wnt signaling pathway. Gene Ontology annotation, cellular component: cytoplasmic cyclin-dependent protein kinase holoenzyme complex; plasma membrane. Gene Ontology annotation, molecular function: cyclin-dependent protein serine/threonine kinase activator activity; protein kinase binding. The transcript has 10 exons.
CGGCUGCGCGGGAGCGGGGGAGGAGCGCGGCGGCCCCGCCGCCGGCGAUGGGGCUGUGCCUCGGCGGGCCCUGCGCUGCUUGCCCGCGGAGGAGGGCUUAGCCGCGCCGCAGCCCACGCCGGCGGGCCGCGCUGCGGGGCCGCCUCCGCGGAUGAGCCGCUGGUGGGAUCCGCCGGCGAGAGCAGCCGCAGGGCGCCGCAGCCGCCGCCUCUUCCCCCGCCGCUCCCCCUCGUCUCAGCCGCUGCCUAUGGCUUCCCGCCACCCUUGCUGACCGGCUGCCCCUCGCCUCCUCCCGCCCCGGACCGGGCCGGGGCCGGGCAGAGAAGAUGGGGAACACCACCUCCUGCUGCGUCUCUUCCAGCCCCAAGCUGCGCAGGAAUGCCCACUCGCGGCUGGAGUCCUACCGACCCGAGGCCGAACUGAGCCGGGAGGACACGGGCUGCAACCUGCAGCACAUCAGCGACCGGGAGAACAUCGACGAUUUGAACAUGGAAUUCAACCCAUCAGAUCAUCCACGGGCCAGUACGAUAUUUCUCAGUAAAUCACAAACAGAUGUGAGAGAAAAACGCAAGAGUCUCUAUAUAAACCACCAUCCUCCUGGGCAGUUGAGAAGGAAGUACAGUUCCUGCUCCACCAUUUUCCUGGAUGACAGCACAGUCAGUCAACCAAACCUCAAGUACACCAUCAAAUGUGUAGCUCUUGCAAUAUAUUACCACAUCAAAAACAGGGACAUAGAUGGAAGAAUGCUCUUAGAUAUUUUUGAUGAAAACCUUCAUCCUCUUUCGAAAUCCGAAGUGCCACCAGACUAUGACAAACAUGACCCGGAGCAGAAACAGAUUUACCGCUUUGUUCGGACGUUGUUCAGUGCUGCUCAACUGACUGCUGAAUGUGCCAUUGUCACCCUGGUAUAUCUUGAAAGACUUUUAACUUAUGCAGAGAUAGAUAUUUGUCCAGCAAACUGGAAGCGAAUUGUGCUGGGUGCAAUUCUCCUAGCAUCCAAAGUUUGGGAUGACCAGGCAGUGUGGAACGUGGAUUACUGCCAGAUCCUGAAAGAUAUCACGGUGGAAGACAUGAAUGAGCUGGAACGCCAGUUUCUUGAGCUGUUGCAGUUCAAUAUUAAUGUUCCUUCCAGUGUUUACGCCAAGUAUUAUUUUGAUUUGCGUUCCCUGGCAGAAGCGAAUAACCUGAGUUUUCCCUUGGAGCCCCUCAGCAGGGACAGGGCAUAUAAACUUGAGGCCAUUUCCCGCUUGUGUGAAGAUAAAUAUAAGGACUUCAGGAAAGCCGCAAAGAAACGGUCAGUCAGUGCUGACAAUCUGACUGUGGUUAGAUGGUCCCCUGCUAUUAUCUCCUAACAGAGGAGACUGGAAUAUUCCUAUGGACGUACUGUUUCAUC